AUGGCUCGUCAAUUAUCAUCAGUCAUUCUGGUUGCUUUGACUUUGACCACUGCCCUGGCGGAAAACUUCCCAUCUCGCACAUCGGCGCCAUCUGACUGCCCCCAAGCCGAUCAGGGGUGCUGGUGCCAAAACACCUUUGCACAAUGUUGGAGAACGUACGACCAAUCAAGAUUAACGGAAGAAAUUGGGAGCAGGAUUACUCGAUUAGAGUUGUUGUACCAGCCAAACGAAGAAGUUGUGACCUACAUAAGACGUAUGAGCGCCUUGAGGGAAAUAAGAAUUUCAGAAGACGGAAUGAGCUUAGACUGUUCUUGUGACCUUGUAGACGCCAUGGAUGAUAAAGGGAUAACACUCGUCAACCAGGAUGAGCUCGAGAUCAGUAACUGCCGCCAGCAGGGUUGGUCACGUGAUACAAUGACCGCCCGCCCUUUCCUUAUCGAUUGCCGCCGUUUUCGCAUCCAAGACGACGACAGACGUAAGAGGAGAGAAGCUGAUCAAGACAGUGACGAUGUCAGCAAAAGGGCAAGUCCUCGGAAAGGCGACAAACCAGCUGGACACAAGCUCAAAGAUCUUGCUCCUAAAGACACGCAUCACCUUGUCAGCAUCGAUGAUGUCGAAAAACACCCCGCUACCGAUUUCUUCAACUUCAUCUCGGGACAUCGUCGGACUCGACGUUCAACAGAUACCAACAAGGAAGUCUCGGACGAUUCUGGACGAAGCGCUCGUAAAAAGCGUUACGGCAACAUGAACUAUCCACAACCGAUGAAUCAACCAAUGGGCGGUGGUAACUACCCUGGACAACCACCGCAACAAAAUUACGCUCCUCAAGCAAUGGGUGGACCAGUAGGUGGAGGUGGCAUGGGUGGAGCGGUGGGUGCAGGAGGCAUGGGUGGACCCGCCGGUGGAGCUAAUGGCAUUGGUGAAUCAGUUGAAGAUGAAAUGUCAGUCGAUUCUGAUUACAGUAGCUUAGAAGGUGAAACAACAAUCAGUGCAAAAGUUAUGCAGGACAUUAAGGCGGUGCUCGGUGCCACGAAGAUUGACUUACCAGUUGACAUCAAUGACCCCUACGAUCUUGGACUUUUGCUACGCCAUCUCAGGCAUCAUUCGAACCUUCUAGCGAAUAUCGGGGACCCUGAGGUCAGGGAACAGGUCCUCAGUGCGAUGCAGGAGGAAGAAGAGGAAGAGGAAAACGAUGCCGCCAAUGGUGUCAGGGAGAAUGUCUUGAACAACCUGAACGCAAAUGCACCUGGACAAGGGGGCUAUGGUGGCACUCAGGGAGGGACGUAUGGCGGGCAAGGUGGGGGCGUGAUGGGCAAUCAAGGAAUGGGUGGACAAGGUUACAAUCAGGGUUAUAUGCAAGGGUAAACCUUCCGUCACAUACCGGAAAUGCGGAUCAGUCUCAAGACGUUUGCAAGAUGAAGAGACUGUCGUCCUUUAAAAUGAAAAUCAUUAUUUCAAUUGGCUUCCCAUUUUCUAUUUAGUGGAGGAACAGAAGCAUACGUUUUGCCUUGUCUCCAAAGUCAACCCUGAAUUAGAACGACAUUAACCAGUUGGCUAUUGGAACCGGGUGGCCCUAGUACAAAUCUUUGGUCAGUUAUAGAAUUCAGUAGUCAAAAGGUUAACAUAAUUAGUGGGAUGACGGAGAUGUGAUAAAUAUAUUGCUACAAAAGUAAGACGGGAUUAUGGUACAGGAUGCUGGUGGGAGCACUAAUGAUUACAAGGAAAUUAUGAGAAAGUUCAUCACAUUUAAAAAGGAAGGACAGAUAAUGAAUGGUGGGUGCGGGAUAUAAAAGCAAGUUUUCGCGGGGACGGAUUCUACAACAUAGAAAAUCUUUGGGAAAUGCCCAUUAAAUCAAAUUAACAGCUGAAGGGUUUUAGUCGAAAAUUGGUGAACAGGGGCAGCUGAUCGUCGUAUGAUUAUGAGCUGACAAGAAAUUGCAAAUAUGUUGAUUGAAUAUGAAUUUAAUACCAAACAUCACUGUCAGGUACAAUUACAUGGAAAAGUACAUCACAUAUGAAUAAAACAUUUAGUAAUUGGAGCUAAAAGAAUAGCAAGAUGCUAAUCGAGGUCCAGAGUCCAGUACGAAAUUUGGUACUUUGAUUUUUCAACGAUUUUCGGCAAAGACUGAUUUGUCAUGAAGGGCUUUUGCGAGUCGAUUUUCUAUGCUGUAGAAUCCGUCCCGUCGCGAUUGCGAAAACUUUCUAAUGACAUGGAGCGGACAAAUUGAUAUCCAAUGUGGUUUCAUUAUUGCAAUCAUUGUACUGUAUGAACACUGUGUAAUGACGAUCAUUGUACGAUGGUGGAUAUUUUUGUGUUGCCUUGAGUUAUCGAUAAUAAACAUGGAUACAAUUUUC
This is a messenger RNA of Lytechinus pictus (painted urchin), 2355 nucleotides long. Its product is annotated as bindin. The transcript has 5 exons. The record is from RefSeq and is a predicted model, not a curated record. Gene Ontology annotation, biological process: fusion of sperm to egg plasma membrane involved in single fertilization. The coding region runs from base 1 to 1365 and encodes 454 amino acids. Lineage: Eukaryota; Metazoa; Echinodermata; Echinoidea; Temnopleuroida; Toxopneustidae.